ACCUCCCAGUCUUGAAAGUCUUUUUGCAGCACACUGUUGGGCAGUUUGCCUGUUUUUGCCUUUUUCUUUAUUCCAAUGGCAUGCAAAGAGAGUGGGGAGAGUAGGAUUUUAUUAUGCUUAGGACUUUUUUUGAUUGCCAGUUCAUUUUGCCAAUGCACCAGCCUAACAAAAGUUAAAGCAUUAAAUAAAUUAAGUCAAGUGAAAGGAGGUGAACUGCGCCAUGGAAAACUCUUAAUUUGGCACAAUUCUCUACAAGGUGCUAAACUCAAAGGAACCAAGGCUGCAAAGAACUUACUGGAUGUUGAUACAGACUACCAAGCAGACAUGGCUUGGGGGCAGCCAAAGCAACCUAAAGAAAAUGGCCCAACAGCAGAUAAUGCAGCAGUGGAACGCCUCCUUAAAAUGGAACCAAAGGUUGAAUGUACGGGAGACUCCAUGAAGCUUCAAGUCCAAGAUGCUGCUUCUACCCCUGGAUCUCUGUUCUUUGUCGACAGGGGAAGUCUCCUGUCUCCUCUGCCUCUAUCAAAGUUGCCACCAAGCUGUGGUUAUACCAUCAAGUCAACACGGAGAGAAUUCGUCUUGGUUGCACCUUAUGAUGGUUGCUUUGUUGCUCUAGAGGAGGGCAGCUAUAUUCUCCCAUUGCUUUGGUUGGGGUUGCCAAUGAGGAUGUCCUGCCCUUCAAUGAGGCAGUCUACAACUAACCCACCAAUGGUCACCUGCCACGCUGAGGGCAUGGUCAUAAAAAUUGAAGGGACUCUACCUGUCAGUAGAAUAAAAGUUAACUUGAAUGAUAACUGGGAGCCACUGAUGAAAGUCUCACCUAGAUGUGCAUUCAGUGUAGUUGUACAUCCUGAUGGUGUGGUCAUCUCUGUUCGCUAUGCACCAUGUCUGGAGAAAAAGGGUGAAAUGUAUAGCCUGGAACUGGCUGGAGAUGGAGAAACUAAAAUUUCUUGUCCACCACUGUCACCAGCUCAGCUUGAACCCAGUAAGAGCCCAGGAAAUGGUCAAAAAACACAAACUAAAACCCCAAACAAAGGGGUGUAUCCCACCACACCAUCACAUUCUUUUUCAACCAAUGCGCCUGAACCUACUCCAAAAAAUCCUCAGAACCCGGAGGUACCUGAUGAGCCAAAUCAGGGGCCAAAGGAUGUAUAUCCACCUCAGUUACCUUAUAGCCCUUAUUACCCCAAUUUCUUUUACCCUUACCCUGCAAAUCCAGACAUUAAGCCUACACCUACUGUACAGCCAAUCCCCUCUGUAACAAAGAAAAAUGGAAAGUACCAACAAAUUCAAACUGUCCCUCCUACAAAGCUGCCCUUGAACCCUGAGGGACAGGUGCCACAGCUAUUCAGUCCUCUGCCAUUUUACCCAUCACCAACCCAAGCUGAAAAAGUGCCUGUUGAAAAAGAAACAACUCCACAGCCAACCACCCAACAACCUAAUGGCCAAGAGAAACAGCCUUUUUACCCUUAUCCAUUUUAUUUUACUUACCCACCUAUGCCUGAAAAUCCUUUUUUCAAUACUGAAAAACAAUUACCUGAAGACCCUGUGCAAACAAAGCAACCAGGCUCUGAGGAACCAAAGGUAGAAAUAGACCAGCCACUAUACCCAUACCCAUUUUUGCCCCAAGGUCCUUACCAAAUGCCUGUGCCACCUCCGCUCCAAAUCCCUACACCAGGUCCUUUCUACCUUCCACCAACUACAAAGCCCACAAUUGCUCCACAGCCAGAAACCCCUCAGGGUCAAGUACGCCAACCCCUCUAUCCAAACCCCUUCUACCCUCAGUCAAAGCCUGAAAGUCCACCAGCUAUAAAGCCCACAAUUGCUCCAAAGCCACCACAGCCGGAAGCCCCUCAGGGACAAGAAUACCAACCGCUCUAUCCGAACCCUUUCUAUAAGCCCUUCUACCCCCUGCCAGAGCCUGAAAUUCAACCAGCUAAAAAGCCCACAAUUGCUCCAAAACCACCACAGCCGGAAGCCCCUCAGGGUCAAGUAUACCAACCCCUCUAUCCGAACCCCUUCUACCCUCAGUCAAAGCCUGAAAAUCCACCAGCUAUAAAGCCCACAAUUGCUCCAAAGCCACCACAGCCGGAAGCCCCUCAGGGACAAGAAUACCAACCCCUCUAUCCGAACCCUUUCUAUAAGCCCUUCUACCCCCUGCCAGAGCCUGAAAAUCCACCAGCUAUAAAGCCCACAGCUUCUCCAAAGCCACCCCAUCCGGAAGCCCCUCAGGGUCAAGUAUACCAACCCCUCUAUCCGAACCCCUUCUACCCACAGUUAAAGCCUGAAAACCCAUCAGCUAUAAAGCCCACAAUUGCUCCAAAGCCACCACAGCCGGAAGCCCCUCAGGGUCAAGUACACCAACCCCUCUAUCCGAACCCUUUCUACCCUCAGCCAGAGCCUGAAAAACCACCAGCUAUAAAGCCCACCAUUGCUCCAAAGCCAGAAGCCCCUCAGAGUCAAGUAUACCAACCUAUCUAUCCCAACCCUUUCUACUAUAACCCUUUCUAUCCUCUGCCAGUGCCUGAAAAGCCAACUGCUGUUCCAAAGCUACCAGCAAUGGAAACGACUAUGGGACAAGUUCAUGGACCUUCUUACCCUCAACCAUUCACAAUACCAGGUGCUGGUGAUAACACUCCCAAUAAAAAGCCAGUCCAAAUUGAACAGCCACCAGCUGUCAAACCUAGCCCUCAGCCUUUAACAUUGCCCCCUGCUAUCUAUAUGCAGCAACCACAACAAGUCACCACUCAAAAUCCUGUGUACUGCCCUGAAUUCUGCAAAUUUGGAUUUUCCCAUUGCUGUCCACAAAUUGCUUUUCAUCAACAUCUCCAUCAUAUUGUUCCUGCUGAGCCUGGCAGUAAAGGUGCACCUUCACUCUAUCCAGGACUGCCAUUCCUCCCUUCAGCAUAUUCUGGGUUUGGCAAUAGCUUUGGUUCUGCUCCCCUUCCUCAAAAGCCAACUGAAGCAACAACUCAAGCUACCACAACUUCCACAUCUGCACCAGUUUCAACUCAGUCCCUUCAAUUUGGAGAUCAAAUAAAGCAGUCAUAUCUCCAGCCACUAGAUGGCAACCCUUCUACACUACCCACAAGUAAUCCUAGCAAGUUAAUGAAUUCUAAACCAGUUAACCCCUAUUUUGUACCCAAUUCACUUUAUCCUAAUUGGCAACAUCUACCACAAAAUCAGCUAAAUUUACUACACAGACAAUCACCAGCUUACUACAGCAUGCUCUCUAAACUGCAGGCUUCAAGUAAUGAACCAUUAAGUCCACUAACAGUGGGGGACAUAAAUAACCAAAAACCCAGUGAGUCUGAAGGGCCAUCACAACCUAUAGUCCAAAGUAAAUAUGAUCAUGAUCUGGUCCCUUACUACAUGCUUCAAGAUGCUCAAGCGCCUGCUUCCAAGUCAGCAGUCCCUAACAAUUCCUCACAACUACAGCCAUUUGUGAGUGGCUCAAAUAAAUCUGAAAGACAUGAACAAAGUUAUGUGCUGCUACAGCAUGGCCCGCCAGGUAGGGAGCCCAACAGAUUUAUCGAGUCUCCACUGUCUUUCAGAGACAUGGUUUAUGAUGCGAACUUCCUAGCACAAAAUGCUGCAAGGCAUCACGGAAGUAAACCCGGACAUCCCCAGAAUCUAAGCCCCCCACAGGAAAAAACACAACCCCCCAAUUGGCUGCAAAAAGGAAUGUCCAGUGCCUUACCUGGUAAUGUGAACUACAUGGCAAGGCAACUACAUGUUCCUGGGAAGGAAUUUCAGCCAUGGAGGUCUGCAUCUCGCCACCAAACAAAUGGAUUGAACCAACCCAUUCAGAGACCAGGUGGAAAGCAGGAAUGAGUUGCCUUCAAUGUCAAAUAAACUAUUGAACUAUCUGA
Larimichthys crocea (large yellow croaker) is the source of this 3872-nucleotide messenger RNA. RefSeq names its product adhesive plaque matrix protein-like. NCBI's taxonomy places the organism in Eukaryota, Metazoa, Chordata, Actinopteri, Sciaenidae. The record is from RefSeq and is a predicted model, not a curated record. The transcript has 7 exons. The coding region runs from base 76 to 3834 and encodes 1252 amino acids.